AUGACAUGGGAAAUUGCUCAUAAUAUUGACAGUCUUCUAGUUAAAGAUGAGAAGAGAAUUGGUGUAGCAGGCUUUGAUUUGACCGUGAAUACAAAUGAAGAGGACAGCAACCCUGAUCUGGCUGAGUGUGUGAAAGGUUUACAGUUUAAAUUAUUGAAUUGAUCAUAAAAUUAAUAAAUAUUUACGAUAAUACCGAAGCAACAAAAUGAGAAUAUGAAACAAUGUUAAUGAAAAAAGAGCUCCUUGAAUUAACCUAGAAAAAACCUUCACAUUGAAAUCCGUGACUCAAUUUUAUAAGUUGUUUGGUUACAUAACAUCUGGGGUGAGGACCUUUUUCUUAGUAUGUAGGGACUCACUACUGAUAAAAGUGAGUUAUCAAGCAAAAUGUAUUGAUGGAUAUCCCAGAUGUAAAAUAUGGUGAUCCCAGAAGUUUUAAAAUCAUUUCUUUCUUUCAAGGCUAAACUCAGCAACAUUGUCAAGAGUUAAAAAACAAAAGCAGUCAAAAUCGUUGUGCCAUUUCGUCAAGUGAAACUUCAAACUUCAGUUGCUAUUUAUGACAUCCAGGAUAUUUUCCCCAGCAUUCUAAGCUUGCUAAUAUCAAAGUUUGUGGACAGCUGUUGGCUUACACUGUAGGAUGCUAUCCUCAUAAUAAUAUUAUCUGUGAGCCAGAUUGGUAAAUGGAUGGUUUACCAGUUUUUGUAUAACACAUCACCCUUAAUAGUGUCAACCUGUGUGGUAAGCAUUCAAAAAGGGAAGGAGGAGGUAUAGUGUGCAAAAAUGUUAUUUAGCCCCUCUGGUUUUCAUGCACCCGAAUUUCUCUUUUCUCUUUUCUAAUGCCUAUUACAUGUUGUGUUAAAAAGGCUUUUCAUAAGAGCCUUUAAUUAUUUUUAGUGCCUUGGCUGGAUGAAGCUUGGGAAUUUUCACAUGCGGGUGAAUGGCAGAAAAUAUUCUGGUCAAACAUACAAAUACCAAGUGAACUGAUUGCUCAAUUCUCAAAAGGUGUGAAAAUAGAUAUUAACAUUAUUUAGUGACACUUAGUACAUGGAGGAUUGGGAGGAUCUCACAUGCUUCUAGAUUAUUGUGUAGUCUUUGGAAGAUAGGUCUCUUUAAAUUCUAACUUUCUUGAGAAAAUAAGGAGUAUCUUAGAUAACUGGUCGGCUAGAAGACUGACCCUCUUGGGUAAAAUUACAGUCAUAAAACUCUAGUCGUAUCACAAAUCGUCUACAUAUUGUCAUCUCUUCCUAUACCUCCUGACAUACUCAAGACAAUCAACUCUAUAUUGUACGAUUUCCUGUGGGACGGUUAUAACGGCGAUAAAAAAUUAAUCAAAAUGACGACAAUGAUAAAUAAUUACGCGAAAGGAGGACUUAAGAUGUUAGGUAUUCAAAGCUUUAAUGAAUCCUUGACAAUGAAAUGGAGCUAAGGGUAUCUAAAUGAAGAAAAUAAAGGGAAGUGGAAACUUUUUUUUGACCAUUUCUUAAGUGAGUACAGAGGAAAACUAUUUUUCCGAAGCAAUUUGAAACAUCAAGAUUCUACACUGCUCAAUGUCAAGGACCCUUUCUUAAAAGAAAUCAUACAGUACUGGACAAAAUUUAAUUACAAAGACAAUAACCUCGAUUUUGCCUCCACAUAUAUAUGGUACCACUCUCACGUUAGAAUUGAAAAUCGUCCAUUCUUCUACAGAUCAUGAUUGAGCGCGGGGAUAAAGGAGAUUAGCGAUCUGUUAGAUAAUGACCAGAAUUUUCUAAGCUAUAACGCCUUCAUAGAUAAAUAUAGCAUCAAAACCAACUAUCUCGAAUAUCACAAAGUGAUAUCUGCUGUAGCACAUUACAAGAAAGUACACUCUACAGCUUAUCAUGACCCAACUCCAAACGAUCCAGUUGAUACCCUUCUGUCUCACACCAAAGUUUCCAAGAAAAUUUAUGAAUGUCUAAUAAACGAAAAAGCUUCUAUACCACCAAGAAGUCAGGGAAAGUGGUUGGAAGACAGAGACAUACAUUGUAAUCUUAGUAUAAUAGUAAACUGGGAAAAUACGUACUGCCUAUCAUUUAUCUUCAGUAUACAAGAGAGUCAAAGCUUAGAGCGUUCCAAUAUAAAUUCCUUCACAGAAGAAUAGCCACAAAUGACUUUCUGUACAAAAUAAGUAUCAAACAAACAGAUUCCUGCUCCUUGUGCGAGGAAAGAAACCCUUGUUCAUCUAUUCUGGACUUGCAAAUACACUCAGAACUUCUGGAAGAGCAUGUUCGAGUGGAUCUCGCAAAGUUUCAAAGAUUUAGCAAACGUCUCUCCCUCCUUGUUUCUCUGUUUCGGUCCCAUGCCAUUGACGACGUAAAAGACCUUUCAUCACCUUCUCCUUAUAGCUAAACAUUGCAUAUACACCUGCAGAACGAGCCUCAGGUGUAUAUACAGGUACUUAUGAACUCGAUAGAAAUUGAAAAGCAGAUUGCAUUCCACAAUAACAACUCAAACGUCUUUGUACGGACAUGGUCUCGCUUUAAAAAUAACCUCUUACAAAAUCUAUUGCAUUAAUAAUAAUAUUGUAUAAGAAGCAUAAAACGUAGGAUCCCUUGACUUGAAAUCAAAUAUCUUGUAUGACUUUUUGUGUGAUUUUAUUUUACUAUAUGUACAUACUUUUUGCUUGAUUUAUUUGUAUAAUUUAGCCUCGUACCUUUCUGUUUUAGGUGGCAACAUUUGUUUUCUUUGUUUAGUCAUACAAAUUAGUUGCAUACUCGAAACAUCUCUACGUUUUUCAAUUGCUUUGUAAAAUGUAGAAUCCCUUGACUUAAAAUCAAAUAUCUUGUAUGACUUUUUGUGUGAUUUUAUUUUACUAUUAUGUAUACACUACUACAUGUAUGUAUGUCAAUAGUUGUUGUGUCAACAUAACAUAACAUUACAUUACAUUACAAAACAUUACAUAGAGGAUAUUACGCGGUGGUGCGAAGAUAUGAAUUUUAUUUUCGAGUGGCAAAACAAUAUUUUAUGAACGAGCACAGCGAGUGAGUAAAAUAUUGUUUUUGCCACAAGAAAAUAAAAUUCAUAUCUUCAAGCCGCCGUGUAAUGUUCUUUUUAUUAUAUAGACAAAAAGACAUCGAUAAAAUAAUAGAUUUUUAUGCAACAAAAAGUAAUUCUGACGGCUCACAUUUUCAGAACAGCAAUAUAAGACAUUGUUUGCAAUAAUCUUGAGAAAUAACACUGCGCUGAAUAGGGCUCUACAAUGACAAAAUAUAAGCACAGCUUUGAAAAAUGUGUAAUUAAAAUUCAAAGGACGCAAGACGCCUUUUUUGUGUUAUGAAAUGAAAUGAAAUGAUAUGAUGUGAUAUAUGUUAUGUUAUGUUAUGUUAUGUAAUGUAAAUGUUAUGUUAUGUUAUGUUAUGUUAUGUAAUGUAAGUAAUGUAAUGUAAUGUAAUGUAAUGUAAUGUAAAGUAAUGUAAUGUUAUUUUAUGUUAUGUUAUGUAAUGUAAUGUUAUGUAAUGUAAGUAAUGUAAUGUUAUGUUAUGUUAUGUUAUGAAAUGAAAUGAAAUGAAAUGAUAUGAUAUGAUAUGAUAUGAUAUCAUUUCAUUUCAUUUCAUUUCAUAACAUAAGAUAAGAUAACAUAACAUGACAUAACAUUAUAUUACAUUACUUACAUUACAUAACAUUACAUUACAUAACAUAACAUUCCAUUCCAUUCCAUUCCAUUACUUACAUUACAUAACAUAACAUAACAUAACAUUACAUUACAUUACAUAACAGAACAGAACAUAUCAUAUCAUAUCAUAUAUCAUAUCAUAUCAUAUCAUUUCAUUUCAUUUCAUUUCAUAACAUAACAUAUCAUAUCAUAUCAUUUCAUAACAGAACAGAACAGAACAGAACAGAACAUAACAUUACAUUAUAUUACAUUACACAUUACUUACAUAACAUAACAUUACAUUACAUUACUUACAGUGCAUAACAUUACAUAACAUAACAACAUAACAUAUCAUGUCAUGUCAUAUCAUAUCAUAUUUCAUUUCAUUUCAUUUCAUAACAUAACAACAUAACAACAUAACAACAUAACAACAUAACAACACAACAACAUAACAUAACACAACACAACACAACACAACAACACACAACACAACAACACAACCAUUUGAAAAAAAAAACAUUAUUGUGUAGUUCCAGAAAAUAUCCAUACUCCCCCAAAAGAAGGGAUUGGAAAUUCCUGAGGGGUGGGGGGCUCUCAAAGGCCCAAAAUCUUAAAUUAAUUUAUGAAACAUGGUUGGAAUUUCCAGAGAGGUGGGUCGGGGGGGGGGGGGGUGGUGUAAGGAAGAAUCCCUUCUGUGGGGGAGGUAUGGAUAUUUUUUGAGACCGCAUUGUAAUAUUUGAAUAAAGAUACUUAAUUUGUUGCAUGAGGAAUUUGUUUUCCCUAAGUGACCAUUAAGAAUAUUAUGGUCAGGCAAUGUGAGGCCAGUGCAUGGAACUAAGAAGUAUUGGGUUGACAAAGUCGGUAGGUCCUAUCGCUUGCCAAGUAAUAGGAUUACAUUACUGUAUUCUUGGUUCCAGAUGUCUCACAAGCUGCCGGCAAAAUCCAAACUGGUUGCCAAGGAAAACACAUUUCAUGAAUCAAUAAAGCGCAGUCAGUAAAUCUUUAUGUUGAAUAUUAGAUAAUUUAAUUUGAUUUGAGAACCUCUAUGGUUAGGCAAAGUACUGUGCUUAUUAGAAUCCCAAGUAAUGCAUUGUACGUACUGGGGUAUCUUUUAUUUUUAUUUCACCAUGAUGAUGUUUUGCAAUUUAUUUACUUAUUGCAACAUAAUAUUUUUAUGUUUAUUUUCAUCAGCUCUCUCAUCUCCACUGGCAUUUAGCCUGUCAGCACCCCAGAAGUUCCUAAGUUUCCUUCAAGAUUUUGAUAGUGAGGACGUUCGGAUAAUUGGGACUCAAAUCCUGGCAUCACUCAGGAUCAAUGAUGGUGUGUUGUAAAGUGUUAAUAAUAUUACAGUUGAUUUUGUUGUUGUUGUUGUUUUUUGUAGUUGUUUUCUUUGUUUUUGUCCUUGUUCCUUAAAAAGUCAAGGGUUUUUUUUUGUAUAACUGUAGGAUGAAAGAAUAUUAAUGCUAAAUUGGGUCCGGACUACAACAGAGGUCAAAAUAACUUGGGACACUGUAUAAAAACCCUUCCAAGUACAUGUAACGUCUGUGUAACUCCUAAUAACAUUUGCUUUGGGUUCAUCACUUAAACCCCUCUUUCUCCCUCCCUCCCCCCCUCAAAAAAGACUCAUUUCCACCCAUGUUGUUCAGAAUUUAACUUGUUUGGAUUGGGCGGGGUGAGGUCACUAGUUUUGCUAUUAGUGAAACGUUUUGGAGCAACACACGUCAAGCGGAAGUAGUCUUUUUUUGUUAUUGGGCAGUGUUUUCCCCAAAUUUUUGGCUGAAUUGUCAUUAUAAAACUAAAGGCCUGCAGGAAUACAAAUUUUUAAGCAUUUUUGCAGAUUAAAAGGGAAACUGUCUCACUUUUGGUUAUCGUGCAUUGCUCAAACACGUGUUUGCUUAAGCUCCCAACACUUUUGACCUGUAUUUUAGCUAUAUUUCUUUCACUAGAGCCACUGUUCUUUUGGUGAAUGUAGUCUGCCCACAGUUCGUAGCAAGCCGUCCACAUGUUCCUUAGUACCCUCCCAUCAUAUUAGGCUGGCUGACAUUGCUAACUGAUUUGACUUCGCAAAACUGGAUUCUUUUAAUUGAGGGAAUCUCUAGGCGUGGACAACUUUUAUAUCAUUGAAUUCAUUUGUGUUCUGUGAUUAUCGGUUAAUAACUCGAUAAACAGUAUUAAAGUAAAAUAAAAAAUUCUGCUUAUACCAGUUCUCUUCUGCUGGUUUGUGAAUAUAGAGCCUGAACAAACGGAAAAACUGAAUGAACUGGUUGCAUCUUGUGAUAACAGAAUACUGAUUGGUCUUGCCAGAUUACCAGGACUUGACACCAGGCUCCUGGGAAUACAUAGGCUAGAAUCUGAGGUACACUUACAUUUACAUCUAGCAAUUAUUAAUUCUGUGUAAAAACAAACAGACAAACAAAAAAUAACAACAGCAGAAAUAUCACAAACAAGAAAAUUACCUUGCGCAAAACUAAACGUCCGAAAGACCUGAAACUUAAUUUAUUGACAAACGAGAUUUCUGCGAGAAAAAUGUGAGGAAACUGGGUAAAGCUUACUAAUUUACCCUCUCACUCUCUGCAACGAGCUGGGACAAGCUGAUGUUAAGGCAAAGAACGUUUUCCAGAGCGUCUGGAAAAUGUUUUUUAGUUGUUGUUGCUAUUUAAAACUAAAAAUGUUACUAUGAUGGCGGACGACAACGAGAACGUCAAAAACACCGCAACAGGUUUAUUAGGCUUAACAACAACCAUCUGCACUUGCGAUGUAAAAUUUCCGAAUUAUUUCAAUGUUUAUGGAGACGGUAACAAGUGGCGGAAAAUGAUUCUAUCUAUUUUGUUGUUUUUGUUUGUUUGUUUUUAAAAUUGAGUGCAGUCCCUAAGAAUCCUACUCUAGUCACUUCAGAAGAAAAAUGUCAAAAAAAUAAAGCAGCAGAAAGAGCAUUUGAUUUUAAUAUUAUACAGAUUAGGUUUAGGUUUUCUAUUUGUGGUUUUUCAUUUUACAUACGUACCAACCGCCAGGUUUUCGGGGUGUUCAGCGGGUGUGCCGGGUUUUAACAUGCCCGUUGUAUUUGCCUUCAUUUGACACAUUUUGAGAGAUGGAAUAAUCGCGAGGAAGUCUACCGUCGCCUUCGAGCAAGACAGUGUGGCAACAGUGACAAUUGCCUGCCAAUACGGCGGCCGUCUCACCUCGUUCCUCGUUCUUUCUUUUUUCUUUUCUUCUGCAUGGCGGGAAGGUUGAAAUACCAUCCCCGGGAUCCAUUGAAAGUGAUCUGAAAGCCUUACUGUUGAAGUUACCUCUUUCUGGUCUGGAUCCUUGCACAAUAUGGUUCACCAGGAAUGCAAUCUUAACCGGGAAGUCAGCAAGCCAGCAUCGCAGGGUAAGAUAUAUGCACUUGUGAUGAUAAUUAAACGUUUACAGGGCUAACAUACUGCCCUCACCGUUUGCUAAUUAUUUAAAUAUAAGUAUUUGUCCAGUGGGGAAUCGAGUCCACAACUUCUCGCCUCACCGACCGGAGAACUAACAGAUGAGCUAAGCAAAUCAUUUAACGUUUGGUAAUUUUGCUGCGAACAACAAUUCAUCUUUAUAGCGAUAGGCCGACUAAUAAUACGUGUUGACAUAAUUAUGCAUAAGCAUAUAUAAAUGAAAAGUAAAUAAAAAACCGGGUCUAUGCAAUAUAAGCACAGGCAUAUUUAAGCAUAUGCAUUAAAAGGAAACUUUUUUAAUUUUCUUGUGCUUGUACUUAAUAUACCUGUGUGGGAAGUGUAAACCGGCGCGACGCAAGCAGAAGCCUUUAAAACAUGGCGUCCGUCACGAGGUCCUUCAGUUGCAUCCGUCGCCCAAAUUUCAAUACGUUUACAUUGCGCGUGUUAUCAUUCUUCUGCAUUCUUAUGCUAGUGAUUACUUCUACGUGUAAACCAGCGCGGGAAAAGAAGUACGAGUAAUGUUUUACUUCUGAUCAGUUGUGAUUGGUUUAAGGCCGGCUUAGCAGGUUUUUUUUACGCUACGAUUUGUCUGCCCAAUCUGGGACCCAAAACGUGAGGCGAAUACAAUAAUCAGCCCCAUUUUCUUACAUCUUUUAGACUACAACAAAUUUUAGAAACUUGCUCAAUUUUAAACAGAUUUUUCCCGAAACUUUCCGAAGGAUAGAAAGAUCGGUCUGAUGAAUUGUAGCGCGUAUGUUUGCCGUUUUGUUAAGCCGACAGACGGCGACAAAACGUGAAUUUUCUUUAUUGCAAUAACAGACAAAUCGUGAAAACGAGACGAAACGAUGCUUAACAAAGUCGUGAUUGGACGCUCAUCAGGAAAUCAUCUUCAUGCUAAUUGUUGUAUGUCGUUUUUUCCUUGAUAUCCACAGCCUCUGUUUUGGAGUUUCAGUGGUGAUAGCUUGUCCUUUGCGCACACGCUCAGCUCUAUGCCAGCAGAACUGGUGGAAUUGUAUUACCUCAAAGCUCUUACCAGGCACUCUAUGGUAAAAAUACAGUUUGCUACAUAGUAGUACGUCCCUGUUGAUCUUGAGCGCUUACCAUAUGUCAGAACUGGCUGGCCAGACAGUCCAAUCGUAAGGAGAAUUACACUAUUAAUCAGGACUAUCUGACCGGUGCGGCCGGCCAGUUCUGACGUCCCAAAUUGGAAAUGGGUGGGUCGCUUUAGGAACUACAGGUAAAGAAGCACACUCGAAAAACGAUGACACGCGCGUCUUAUCGUCAUCUUAUAAAUUCGAACUCAUCUCUUAUCUUUAUUUUUUCAAAGCUUGCGAGCGGGCGGAAUCCUCCAAAUCCCGCAAUCGGAUUAGUUCCGAGAGCGGGCGGUAUUUUACGAUCUUGCCCGCUAACCCGGGCGGAAUCGUUGGCAGCUUCAUUCACAAGUUUGUUUGUUGUUUGUGAAUGAGCAAAAACCGUCAUUUUUAAACCAUUUUUCUUUUAAAACUUGCGCUAUUAUUAGCAUUAGCUAGGGAAAAGUGAAUUUCAUUAUUCAGACAAAAAAUUUGAAGGGAGAAUCAAGCAAGUCAGCCAGGAAAACCGUUAAGAAAAGCAAAACAGGUGGCUCGUGAUGUCGCUUCACUACCUUUAUAACGGCGCUAUAAGUACUGCAAUCUUGCUUUUAUGCACUGUUUAUUGGACAUUUUUGCUCUGUUUAUAGUUUUGUUUUCAUUGAAUUUUGCCUCGCUAGUUUUCUACUUAUCAGAAAAGGUUGUUGUCAAUGAUUGCAUUUAGCUUUCAAUCUUAAAUAUACAACACGAAUCACUAUUCCAGCAGUCGGUUAUCUAGCCUGCGAAAACAACCGUUUCUCCUCGCUCUUCGCCGCUAGGGACGUUUCGCUCGGAGGAACGUCUGCGACUCAGCGACAGAAAUUCCAUACUGAUGACGUUAAAUCUGUCCGGAAUCCGGUCAGAAGCGCUGAUUGGUCGACGGAGUAGUUACAUUGUUUUAGCUAUUGUUUACGAAUGACAGACAAAAGACAAAAGGCCACAAAGGUCAAAUGUAAACGCGAAGAAUCUCUAACAAAACAGCCACUAUUUGUGGAAUAUAGUCUUCUCUAGAAGAAGCAUUUGAGUUUUUGCUGGAGCUCGUGGGCAGAUGAACACAACACUUUACCAAAAACCACCAGAAGACUCGCAAAAUUGGACAAAUUUAUAUUUGGAACCCCAUGACUACCGGAUUUAUUAUGUAAUCAUUAAUUUGCCUCAUCAGUAAGGAAUUUCUGCCCCUGAGUCGCAGACGUUCCUCCGCGCGAAAGGUCCCCAGCGGGGAAAAAAUCUAAAUCUAAGGAUUUUGUCCGGGACAUUAUUUAGAGUGGUUGGGUUAGCCUUGUCAAAGCGAAUAGGUGAAUCAGUCAACGAGGUGGUCACUCGUCUCGGGAGAGUGAUCAAAAGGCGGGCAGUGUACUUUCGUUUCAUCACAACUUGUCGCAAAAUUCAUUUUCCCAAAAUAGCAAUUUAGUCAAUAUUAUCAUUGCAGGUCCCAAGCCAUCGCUCUUUAAUGGUGGAAAAUGGAGUUUUAGAUGUGAUAUUCCGUGAAAUUAAGCACCGCUUUCACAGCCUGAGAAUCAAACGAGAAAUCGGUAUGUUACUUGGUAACCUGGCUCUGGAGGAAAGUGCCCACGACGGCAUGGUGGAACAAGGUUGGUUGCUUAGUCAAUGCUCUAAAACGACUAGUUAAAAUUAACUGCGAAAACGAGCGCAGUAACGAUCGAAAAUAUAUUUUUCACUUCCGGCAGCUGUCGCCAUGCGGACUACUUUUUAAGUCACGGGAACUUGAUCUGUUUGAGAACUAGAAUUUCAUAAUCCUAAGCGUCCUAAUUUUCGCUUAAGACGGGUGUGUUCUCUUACCGUUUAUCAAAACCAUAAGUUUAUUUCGCAUCACAAAAAGUCGGCUUUUUGCUUCAAUCUUAAGUUAACACACCUUUGUCCUUCUAUUUUGUAGGUUGCUUACCGCUUCUACGUUCGUGGCUGUACUCUGAUGUAAGUUGAAAAGUCGCAGGGGGAACUUAGGCUUUGUCCCCACGAAUCCGGAUAUUUUUGAAACCACAUACGUUUUUGCACUGAUCGGCCUUCCGUCUGCACGGAUAAUAAAUGUAGACGCUGCAUAAGAUUUCACGCAUGAAUUUACAGUUGGGAAGACUAGGUCGUUUGACCAAGCAAAAAGCAAGGUCUUAGAAAUUUAUUUCCGAAAAUUUUGAAGUAAAGUUAGGCGAAAAUUUUGAACAAUGUUGGAAGUUUGCGCCCGUGUUGGCAAACGGAUGCAACAACUCCCAACAAUUUGUUGCAACCAACAAUGUUGUUGGCUACGUCUCGGCGAUCAGGCAACAAAAGCGUGUUGGCUGAAAAGUUUGAUCGGUUUCAAACUUUGCGCAACAACAUCCCAACAAUGUUGCAAACGGACGCAACAUGUAACAUCCAAUAAUGUUGGGAGUUGUUGGCCAACAAUGUUGCGUCCGUUUGCAAAAGGAAAAAAACUUGGGACUGUGUGAAAAGCCUUUUGUAAACCCUAAGGACAAUGUUUUGUUCGGAAGAGCACUCAUUUUCACCCAUUUCGCUCAAAUUCAACUUUGUUUGAUCCAACAUUUUAGUUGCCCAACACUUUUGACCUCCAUUGUAGCCACAGUCGAAGACAAUAAACUUUAAUCUAGAUUUUUACUCGACCAACUCCGUUGGUUCCCCUAAAAUGGUUAAUUUUGCACUAAAACGAAAAGCAACGGCUUUGACCGGUUUCCCUACUUUGCGCAACAACAUUACCCCCCCAUCCCAGAGAGUGCACGGGCGUACGUCAAACGGACGCGAUAGGUUCCAUCCAACAAUGGGGCUUGGGAGUUGUUGGCGGGCGGACGCAAUCGCGUUUAGCAAUGUCCCCGUCCGUUUCUCCCAAACAUUUGCCAAAUUUCUUAAUCAAUUUGAAGUUUCAAGACUUCAAUCUAUAUUUUUACACCCUGUGGUGGUAAGCGGAAAACCUAAGAAAUGUGAGAUAAAUGACCGCAAGACAUUUUUUGUAGGACUUGGCUCUUUUCAGUCACGCUGUCCGAACCCUGGCGAAUCUUGAUCGAGACUUUUGUAAGGAUGAGUGUUACGAGGACGGUGUUUACCUUCUUCAUCCCGAGGGACGGUACUCGUAAGUAGAAUACUUUUGUUACAAUCCCACGGAGCUACAAUUCAGACUUAAAGAGACGUAUUUCUUCCUCUUAAGAGGGUUUGAUUGAUUAUUGAAGUCACAUGGGUUCUGGGAUCGAAAUUGCCAAAGUGUGGGGUGAAGAGUUUAAAUUUGGUGUCUGAAUUGAGAAAUGCUUUUCUUACUGGUCUGGAAUGGGGUCUGCAUUUUGAGCUGGCAAAAGAUAAGAUGUUAGGUCUCUUGUCUAAAACGUGUACUAAACAAGUAAAAUAUACAAGUGAGGAAAGGCUAAGUUCUCGUUCUUCCCUCAGCUCUAGGAUUGCUGCUGACGUCAUCUUUGUCCACGGGCUCCGUGGAGGUCCUUUCAUGACUUGGAGGCAGCAGGAAAAGAAGGCUGCGAAGAAAGACGGUACAGACUGCUGGCCUAAGGUAUUUGCUUGUAAAACUGUGAGACGUAACAUAUCUUGCAACUUACAAACACGUAAGCAAAAAAUUUCAUAACAGCAAGUAUGAUUCGUUAGUCUCUUCCUUUAGCUGCGAAACUCUGAAAAUACAAGCGUUUCUUCUUUUGUUUUCGUGUGCGCGCGCCAAAUAGGGAGUCAUGGCCCCAGGAGUUCUUAGCGGAGACCAUGGGAAGUGGGAAUAAGAAUGGCGGCGUGACAAAAGUCAUGCAUAGAAAGCCUAGAAAAGAUUAAGGCGAAAGAUGCUGAGCCUUUCCGGAACGGGUCAGUCCACGAAUUCUAUCGCUUGAAAGCGUUGAUUACUUUGGAAGAAGUGAUUACUUCAGUUGCCGGAAAAAAUAAGAAUCUUAAUGCAAUACUUCGACGGCGAGGCUAACUGGUCGGGUCUCGUAAACGUUCAUUGGACGCAAAUAUGUCUUGUAAUGAGCAUGCCGUUUAUUUUCGGUGAUGAUUGAAAUCACGUGCCAUGUUAAUUUCGUUUCUGCUCUUUGGCAAUGAUGUAAUUUCUCUCAAAUCCAGGCCCUUGAUUUUUGUGUAUUUACGCACACGUACUUAAUCAAUUCAGAAACAAAUCGUCGAAUACGAUAUGAAAAGUAAAUAUCCUGAGGAAUACCCGACCAUCGAUAAAGUAGGAAGUGAAAAACUUUUAGCGAGGAGAUCCUGUUUCGUGUAGAAUUAAUCGCCUCAUCAUUUCUUAUCUAAUCUCCCAGCAAUCGAGACUUUUAAGAGCGUUCUUGUUCAAAAUAUUUCUCCGAAUCUGAUUGGCUACAAUCACACGAAUAAUUCAUCAUCACCAGCUACAGUUGACCAAAUUUGGAAGAAGUAUGCGAUGUUUGAAAAAUGACGUCAAUUUUACAGCAUAAUUGCCAGAAUACUGGACAGUUAACCGAGAAGACCUGGGGACGAGGUUGGGUUGUUUUUGGUAGUGAGUACAAAAUGGCGGAACAUUUCACUCGUUUCGCGAUAGCAACAACAUUAAUAAUACAACUUGGGGGACGACAUCUGCUAUUAGGAGAAUAUUUGCAGAACUGAACAACCCUUUUUCUCCUAAACUUGCCGAUAAAUAGGCAAUUGAAGAUGAACUUAACAUCGAUGGAGGUAAGCAUGGUUUAGCUUGUUUUUAAACUAGGAAUUAUUUUGAAUGAAUAAUAAAAUAACUAUUGAAUUCGGCUUUCGUAUCAUCAGAAGAAUUAUGUGGAUCUCGGGGGAUGUUAUCGCCGAGGCCGAUUUAACAGCCUCCUUCUCCAUAUAAAUUCUUCAGAUGAUACUCAGCCUCAUCCAAUAAUUGUUAAUUAUUAGAUAAAUAUUGCGUUGUUGACCAAGCGUGAGGUCAAGAUCGCUUUUUUUGGCGUUUUUAUCGACAGAGAAUUAAAAGACGUCGAGGUAAAUAAAUAAACGAGGCCAAUACCAAACAGUUUUGGAUUUAAGAUAUGGCCAAAACAAAAUCUGUUUUUGCGGGACAAAGCCGAGAAUUCUGAGCGCUCGGUUAGCCUAUCAGAACGCAUCAUCGCUUCUACGUGCCUGCUCGCGGAAUAGGCCAUAUAAUCUUGUAUUAGGUGCUUCGCAUUUCACGGGGUACAAAAUCCCCAUGCUAGAGAGCAAGAGACGCACUGGGACAAGAUAAACAAACAGCUUACAUCAUUUAAAAUGGUAAUCUCUUUUGUCGUUUGUUGUCUUCUCCAAGUGCCUCUCUUGCUCUCUGGUAUGACGGUUUGUACCACGCGAAGACUGGCUGAAAAGGGCCUAAAAUCCUACUGAUGUGUAAAUUCGAGGGCAUUUGUGCGCGUAAGCGUAUCCUCUACGUGAAACGUGCUUCUGUUCUCUUGUAGUCAUGGCUGGUACGUGAUAUUCCUAACAUCCGUGUCCUUAUGGUUGAGUAUGACACUUCACUCUCACAUUGGGUUUCCCAAUGUCCUCAGGAACCUGAGACGUAAGUUUAAGUUCACUUGUUGAUGCUUGGCUUGCGCGUACAACUGCUAGUGUCUCACCUCCAUUCUCUAAAUAAUUUUUUUCUUGCAUCAAUUGAGGUCAUUUUUUUAGCAUUAAUUUAGGGGCUGUUUACUUGGAGGGAGGAAGAUUGUACCACAAGGAAGAUCCUAGAGGGCGGAUCAUCCUAGCGUCAUAUGUUUUCUGUAUUCGGUGUUCAUUUAAAGGGUUGAACUUGUCCCUAGCGCUAGAAUCUUCCUAGCUGAGGGGUAGGAAGAUCCUAGUACUAGGAAGAUCCUCGCACCAUUUAAGCAGCCUUCGCUAGGAAGAUCCUAGUAAUAGGGACAAACGAGACAAAAUGGCGGCGGGUCCUUCAGUGCUUAUCACGGCUGUACCAGUCACUACUGGCGUAACUUGAUAAAUCUGAAACUGUGUCAUGAAGCUUUGAUUAAGUGUUUUGGUGCUUUCAAGCACAGGUUUGAGUAGGUGCGUCCUGUGUAAAUUCCCUUUUACACCCAUUUACAUGAGGCAAACAAAAAAGACGCCUUAUCCCUAGACAAUGAUGAUUAGAUCGACAACUCAUCAUAGGCUUUAUGACAUUCCCUUGUUAGUCGGUCCUUGAUGUAUCGAAGCGAGGAAAUAAGACGCAAGUUACGAAAGGCAGGAGUGGGUAAAAGGCCUGUUAUAUGGGUGGUGCAUUCCAUGGGAGGUAAGGUUUUCGUGAAGAUAAAAGACAUUACUUUUAGUCAAUCGCAUUCUCUUACUCUUUUCCGUGAAAACUUGAACGGAUUGAAAAUGAUGAGAACGACACCAAUGACUUGUAGAAAGCAGGAAAAUAUAUCAAUACAAUUUGAGGAAAAAUCGUGUCAAAGUCAGCGAGUUUUCUUCCCUCCGGUGGCGGGCGUGGCAAUCAUGGAGAUUCUCCAUAGUAAAACCAGAUCCAAAUAUAGUACAUUCAGCUUAAAAGAGAAAUGAAACAAUCACCGCUUAAAGUAAACGUGCAUUCCCCUUACCCCUGCUGAACGAAGUAAAUAAUUUAUUCGGCCUAUUUCGAGCGCAAAAGCUCAUUCACUGUUGGCAGUAACUUAAAGGGGCUGUGUCACCCUGACUGGAUCAUUUUUUUUAUGAUGCCAAUAACACGUCCUUAUUCGCUAUGAAAUUGAGAAAUUACUUGUGAAUGACAAAAUCACAGCUUUGUGUCAAACAAAUAUGUCCCCCCAAAAUAUAUUUCAAACAUUGCAAACAACAAAUGAAUUUAAAAAAAACUGUUAGGCUAACAAGUUUUUGAAAACCACAAUUGCAAUCCGUUUCAAUCCUCUUCAAGUUUGUCCAUCCGUGUCUCCUUUUGUAUUUGCGGUGUUGUUUACACCUGGUUUUAUCGUUUUGAGUAGUCAUUUUUAUGUUUAACUCAAUCUUACUGUUUGAAUUUUGAUAAAUUUCGUGACACAGGAUUCAAGGAUUCCCAAACAGGAAGACUUUGACUUUUCUAUGCAUACUUUUAUUGUAUUUAAGAGAUCAAUAAAAUAGGUUUACACCUCAUGUUCGUUUGUGCGUCCUAUAAAGGCCGAUAACGUUUCUGCGGUAAAGAAUGGAAUCGGAUCCAGAUAAAGUAGUUCAAAUUCACUAGCUUCGUUUCGAAAACUGGUAAAAAGCCAUCUCUCGUCAAUUAAGAUUUUCAAGUAACGACCUCUCUUUUAAUAGUGAUUGCAACCAGAUGGUUCCUUCACCUUUCUCAUAUUUGAUGCACAUCAUCUUUAGGUCUGCUAGUAAAGCAAUUACUUUUGGAUGCAGAGAGGAACGACGAGUUUCGGUAAUAUGUCCUCAAUAAUUUCUUGGCUACUUCUUUUUUCUUUUCAACGCCUUUCUUUCUAUUUUGUUUUUGUUUUUCUCACUGAUGAAUUAGACUUUAACUGUUUAUAGUUGCAUGUACGACAACACGAAAGGUGUCGUGUUUUACAGUACACCGCACUUGGGCUCAGCCUUAGCCUCUUACUCAUCCCAGGCCCGUCACCUGAUCCUCCCAUCAGUAGAAGUAAAAGAAUUGUGCCAAAGUAAGUGGUUCUUUUUGUUGUUUCCCUCUUCGAUGAAUGCAAAAGAUUGCUACUUUCGGGGACAAAUUGUCUUGGUACUGUCGUUAGAUGGGGUAUUAUACGGAAAACAAGACAAUCGGGGCCCCGCCCUCACAACCUUACCAAUGUAGACUUGUUUAUUGUUUCCUACAGGUAAGAAGCGUUAUAGUAUUGUUUAGGGGUUGUUGGGUAAGAGGAAAGCUCGCAUUUUUCGCUUUGAAGUAGGUUCAUAUGUCGGUAAAACGGGAGAACCGUCGUUAAGGUGUCGCAACUAAUUUUCUCGCUGAUUAAGUGAUAUGGGGGUUGAUUAAGUGAUUAACAUUUAUUCUGUAGGCUUUUUUGGCGGGGUGCUUUUAGUCUUCAUGAACCAUUACCCUUAGCUUUUCUGUCGUAAUGUGGAUGUUACCUAGUUUCUUUUCAUUCUUUUGUAUAACCUCGUUGUGAUGGCAUCAUCUGCAACCUUCUUAGAAACAGUAGGAAUUUCAUUGUGUGUGUCAAAAAGAAGCGAUUGAAGCGGUACUAAAUUGAGAACUGCGGACAGUGUUAGCGGACACAAACUGUUGGUUUGCCUCGCAAUUUGGUACUAAUAGCGAACAAUUACCUCAUCUAAUGCUGUCCAGGUACAGUUAUUCCUUGACUGCCUUGGAGCCAUCUUCUUGAACAAUUUUCAUUAAAAGGUUCUAGGUUAGAGGAGUAUACAGUAUACUAUCUAUGCUUAGGCUAUACUUUUUAUGCUUCUUUUCGUAACAGAAUCGCCUUUCCUGGCUCGACUUCAUGAGAAUUUUCUGGACUUGGUAAAACGCCACCCUAUAAGGCUACUCAGUUAUGGAGAGACUGUACCAAUGCAGCUCACGUGGAUGUUCCAAACGGUGCUUGUCACCAAUGAUUCUGCAGGUGAGUGGCCAUCACUAACCGGCGUCAGAUAUUACAGACCUUUAGCGUCAGGUUUCUUCUUGGGAAACCGCAAACGGUAGACUGCACUUUGCAGUUACGCGCUUGCAGAUUUCAAAAUUUUGUUCAAAUUUUGAAUUUUAGCAAAACGUUCGUUGUUUAGUGCCGCCACGUUUUUUUUUUCGUCAAUUGGAAGAGCUUCACUCUGAUCGCCUAAAAAACAUGAAGAGUUCAUUGAUUCGAAUUCAAAUUUUAAGUAGCACAUCUCAGGUGGAUGUAGAAACCUAUUUCUUGCCUUUAAAGGUGAGGCUGUGCAAUUCAUAAUGGCAAAAAAUUCUUGUCUUACAUCACUUACCGCUGGAAGCCCUUCCUAGCGUUCAAACGUGAACUGCAAACCGCAAGCAUGAUCGCAACACCAUGGUCACGUGACAUCCUUAAGUUUUCCGUUUGCCGUUAACCACAAAAACCUGAUGCUUAAGGUGUCUAUUGUACCCAGUGACAACCAGUCUUGAUGCGUUUUGUUUAGACGUUAAUUAAAAAUCCAUUUUCAAUUAUUAAGUCAUCCAAGAAUAGAGCCAUCUUGCUUGCUUGAUUCGUCUUUGGAUGUUUGUUUUCGUUUUCGUGUGUCCUUCCACUCAAGCAUCAAAUCUUGCGCCCAUUAGUUCAUUUUUUCCUUGCAUCUAUCUAUGUAUCCAUUAUUUCCCAUUAGUCAAUGAAACUGGCGUCAAUCAUCUUGUGUUAGUCUCUUUUUGAAAAGAAAAAGUAUCUACAGCAAACGCGCAAAUUUGAUUGCAUUUGUCAUUGAAGAAGAAGUAACGCUACGCAUCGGUUAUAAACAUAGAUGGCUAGAGGAUUUGAUUACCCUUUUACCCAGCAGUUACGUGUUAAUAUCCCUAUCCUCUUGUCAUGUUUAUGGUUCGGCUAUUAACCAUAAUUAUACAUUAUUACCGGUCUAAAUUUUCACACACCGGUGUCAAAAAGCAAAUCACAAUCACGAGGGAGCCGGAGCGCUUUUUUGUCUAUUGAUUUUGUUUGUCGCUCUUUACAGAUCUGGGUGUAGGGGAAUUUGUACCCCUGGAUGUAGACCAUGUGGAUGUUUGCAAGCCCAGUAGCCAAACAGAUGAACGGUAUCUGAGGACUCUUCAGUUUAUACGAGAGAUUCUAUCAAAUUAAUUAUACAGAAGAUAUUUUAAUUUAUUGAACAUGAUGUUUAUUAAUUCUUGCAUUGCCUACUUUGUCGACAGUGGCUAAUGAGUCAAUCGUGCUCUGAAAUUUUUCUUGGUCUACAAAGACCGUAAAAUAGUUACUCCCUUUAAUUGAUGCGAUAAGGUCUAACAAGAAGUUCGGAUGUAGAUCAUCACAUGUUUUCUAUUUCUUCGUUCUUUCGACAUUGUAACUUUUUUUCUGACCUGCCUAUUAGCAUUCAAUAAAAAAAAAUUGUGAAAAAGUCUUGUGUACUGUAAUUCUGUAUCAAAACCACUUGAAAUAAUGGCUUCUGAGUGAAACUUUUGUGUCCUCAGAUACGCUAGGCUUGGGGAAAUAAAACAAAACAAAUUAUCUGAGGCUCAGCGAUGAAUAAUACAUUCUUUUGUUUUAUUUCAUUUUGAAUUUUAAUAUAUCGAAAAUGGUCCAUUCGCACAGCUGCUUGCCAUGUGACUGGGAACACUUUUUUAUGCAGUCUUGAUUUCAACGUCAAAAUGGCGCUUAAAUUAGACGUCAGCACGCGCGCUGUAAUGGGACUAGUUAUUGGGGGAAAAAAAAAUUUUUUUCAGGAUCUCGCGGAAAAUAAUAAACAUAAAAAAAAAUAGUUAAAUGAAAGAGUAGAACAACAACAAAAAAACUCAGUAAAAGAUAAGGCAAAAAACAAAGCAAAUAGCUUUUUCAUGACGUUUAAAUAAUGGGGAAGGUACCAAAGGAAAAAACACCGAGAAUUAGUGGGAAGAGAGGGCCAAACAACACGAUAUGGCUUACUUCUCGCUCUCUAAAUAUUACUCAACGUACUUCGCUAUCUUUCCGAUUUCGUGACUACAUAAGAUGGACGAUUUUCUUGUACAGGCUUUCUAUCCGGAAAAUAACAAAAUAAUUAUUAUUUCAUUCCAUGUUUAAGCCUCAACGAAGCAUAAAAAAGAAGAAGAAAAUGAGUUACCCCUUCGGAAAAUACCCACUUUGGUAAACAUGGCCAAAAUUCAUAGGUUGACGCUUUAGAAAAACACCAAAUUAAAGACUGUAUAACAUGUACGUUUCUACGGUAUAGAAAGGCUUGUAUUUAUCAAAAACAUCACAAAACAUUAUUUCAGCGUAGUUUAAAGUUUCUAAAAGGCAGUUAAGGAAAAUCAUUUGAAAAAUCUCCAGUGUUCUGAUUAUAUAAUAUUCAUGUUUUAAUAGUCUAGAAAGGUUUGUUUUCAAUCGAUAACAUCAUCAAACAUUAUUUCAUUGCAAUGUGUUUUAAAGAAAGAAACUUCAUAUUUUUGGCCAAAAUCAUGGGUCAACCCCUUUGGAAAAUCUCCAAUUUAAUUACUAUCUACUAUGCAUGCUGUUCAAGGCAGGAAACGAUCCUUUUCUCUCGAGGACGUCACCGAAUAUUAUUUUAAUGUGUUUUAAGGUUUAAAACAAAAGAGAAAAAACUUUUCAUAUUUUUGGUCAAAAUUAUGGAUUAACAACUUUGGAAAAUCUCCCGAUUAGUGAAUAUAUAACAUCUAUGUUUUCUGAGUCUAGAAAGGAUUGUUUUUUUUUUUCUGGAGAACAUCGCAAAACAUUAUUUAACUGUGUUUUAAAGUCUAAAUCAUAGUAUUAACAAAUUGCAUAUUUUUGGCUAAAAUCAUGAGUUAACCCCUUUGGAAAAUCUCCAAUUUAAUGACUAUAUACCAUGCAUGCUUUUCGAGUGUAGAAAGGAUAGUUUUCUCUCUAGAAUAUUACAAAAUAUUAUUUCAAUGUGUUUUAGAGUCUAGAACGGAAUAUGAAAUGAUUUCAUAUUUUUGGCCACAAUCAUGGGUUGGAAUAUCUUCUUUUAAGGGACGAUAUAACAAGGAUGUUUUUUUAGUCUAGAAAGGAUUGUUUUCUUUCGAGAACCUCACAAAAUCUUAUUUCAAAAUGUCUUAAAAGUCAAAGCAAACUAUAAAAAAAUUUCACCGGUUUGGCCAGAAUCAUGGGUUAACCCCUUCCGAAAAUCUCCAAUUUACUGACUAGAUACCAUGCAUGCCUUUCGAGUAUGUAUGUUUUUUAAGUCUAAAAAGGAUUGUUUUUUUCUGGAGAUCAUCGCAAAACAGUAUUUAAACGUGUUUUAAUUUUCAUAUUUUUGGCGGAAAUUAUGGGUUAACCCCUUUGGAAAAUCUCCCGGUUAGUGACUACAUAACAUGCAUGUUUUUUGAGUCUAGAAAGGACUGUUUUCUCCGGAGAACGUCUCUAAACAUUAUUUAAAUGUGUUUUAAAGUAUAAAACAAAGAAUUUAAAAAUUUCAUAUUUUUAGCCAAAAUCAUGGGUUAAACCCUUAGGAAAAUCUCCAAUUUACUGACUAGAAACCAUGCAUGCUUCUCGAGAACAUCACCAAACAUUAUUUCAAUGUUUUUUAAAUUUAAAAACAAACUAUAAAACAAUUUUCCUAUUUUUGGCCAAAAUUAUGGGUUAACCCCUUUGGAAAUUCUCCCGAUUAGUGACUAUAUAACAUGCAUGUUUUUUGAGUGUAGAAAGGAUUGUUUUCUCCGGAGAACAUCGCCAAAAAUUAUUUAAAUGUGUUUUAAAGUAUAAAACAAAGCACUAAAAAUUUCAUAUUUUUAGCCAAAAUCAUGGGUUAAUCCCUUUGGGAAAUUCUUAAUUUAAUGACUAUAUACUAUGCAUGCUUUUCGAGUCUAGAAAGGAUCGUUUCGUCUCGAGAACAUCACCGAACAUUAUUUUAGUGUGUUUUAAAGUUUAAGACAAAGUAUUGAAAAAUUAUGGGUUAACCCCUUUGGAAAAUGUCCUGGUUAGUGACUAUAUAACAUAUGUUUUUUGAGUCUAGAAAGGAUUGUUUUUUUUUCUGGAGAACAUCGCAAAACAUUAUUCAAAUGUGUUUUGAACUCUAAAUCAAAGUAUUAACAAAUUUCAUAUUUUUGGGCAAAAUCAUGAGUUAACCCUUUGGAAAAUCUCCAAUUUACUGACUAGAUACCAUGCAUGCUUUUCAAGUCAAGAAAGGAUCGUUUUCUGUCGAGAACAUCACUAAACAUUAUUUCAAUGUGUAUUAAAGUUUAAAACAAAGUAUUAAAAAAAAAUUAUAUUUUUUUUCCAAAAUUAUGGGUUAACCCCUUUGGAAAAUCUUCCGUUUAGUGAGUAUAUAAAACGCAUUUUCUUUUAGUCUAGAAAGGAUCGUUUUCUCUCAAAAACAUUACUAGACAUUAUUUUAAUGUGUCUAAAAGCCUAAAAGACAGUACUGAAAAAAAUUAUAUGUUUGCCUAAGAUCAUGAGUUAACCCCUUUGAAAAAUCUCUAAUUUAAUGACUCUAUACCAUGGAUACUUUGCAAGUAUAGAAAGGAUCGUUUUCUUUCGAGAACAACACCCAACAUUAUUUCAAUGUGUUUUAAAGUUUAAAACGAAGUAUAAAAAAAGUUUUACAUUUUUGGCCAAAAUUAUGGGUUAACCCCUCUGGAAAAUCUCCCGGUUACUAACUAUAUGACAUGCAUGUUUGUUUGAGUCUAGAAAGGAUUGCUUUUUUAGGAGAACAGCGCAAAACAUUGUUUAAAUGUGUUUUAAAGUAAAAAACAAAGCAUUAAAAAAUUUGAUAUUUUGGGCCAAAAUCAUGGGUUAACCCUCUUGGAAAAUCUCCAAUUUAAUGACUAUAUAUCAUGCAUGGUUUUCGAGUCUAGAAAGGAUAGUUUUCUCUCUAGAACAUUACAAAUCAUUAUUUUAAUGUGUUUUAGAGUCUUGAACGAACUAUAAAUAAACAUUUCACAUGUUUGGUUAAAAUCAUAAGUUAACCCCUUUGGAAAAUCUCCAAUUUACUGACUAGAGAUCAUGCAUGCUUUUCGAGUCUAGAAAGGAUCGUUUUCUCUCCAGAACAUCACCAUACGUUAUUUCAAUGUGUUUUUAAGUCUAAAACGAAGUAUGAAAAGAUUUCAUAUUUUUGUCAACAAACAUGGUUUGGAAUAUCCUCAAUUAAGGGAAGAUACAACAUGAAUGAUUUUCGAGGCUAGAAAGUAUUGUUUUCUCUGGAGAACCUCACGAAACAUUUUUUCAACGUGUUUGACAGUUUAAAACGAGGGAUAAAUCUUUUUUUACAAGUUUAGCCAAAAUCAUGGGUUAACCGCUUUGGAAAAACUCCAAUUUUCUGACUAGAUACCAUGCAUGCUUUUCAAGUAAAGAAACGAUCCUUUUCUCUCGAGAAAAUCACCAAACAUCAGUUUAAUGUGUUUUAAAGUAUAAAACGAAGUAGGAAAACUUUUUUAUAUUUUUGGCCAAAAUUAUGGAUUAACCCCGUUGGAAAAUCCUCCGAUUAGUGAAAAUAUAACAUGCAUGUUUUCUGAGUCUAGAAAGGAUUGUUUUUUUUUUACUGGAGAACAUCGCGAAACAUUAUUUAACUGUGUUUUAAAGUCUAAAUCAAAGUAUUAACAAAUUUCAUAUUUUUGCCCAAAAUCAUGCGUUAACCCCUUUGGAAAAUCCCCAAUUUAAUGACUACAUACUAUGCAUGCUUUUCGAGUUUAGAAAGCACAGUUUUCUCUCUAGAACAUUACGAAACAUUAUUUCAAUGUGUUUAAGAGUCUAGAACGAAGUAUGAAAAGAUUUCAUAUUUUUGGCCACAGUCAUGGCUUGGAAUAUCCUCAAUUAAGGGACGAUAUAACAUGCACGUUUUUUAGUCCAGAAAGGAUUGUUUUCUCUCGAGAACCUUACGAAAUAUUAUUUCAAUGUAUCUUAAAGAUUAAACGAACGAAAAAAAUUUCACAGGUUUGGCCAAAAUCAUGGGUUAACCCCUCUGGAAAAUCUCCAAUUUACUGAGUAGAUACCACGCAUGCUUUUCGAGUCAAGAAAGGACCGUUUUCUCUCAAGAACAUCACCAAACAUUAUUUCAAUGUGUUUUAAAGUUUAAAACAAACUAUAAAACAAUUGUCAUAUUUUUGGCCAAAAUUAUGGGUUAACCCCUUUGGAAAAUCUCCCGUUUAGUUACUAUAUAACAUUAAUUUUUUUAAGUGUACAAAGGAUUGUUUUCUCCGCAAAACAUCGCCAAACAUAAUUUAAAUGUGUUUUAAAGUCUAAAACAAAGCAUUAAAAAAUUUCAUAUUUUUAGACAAAAUCAUGAGGUAACCCAUUUGGAAAAUCUCCAAUUUAAUGACUAUAUACCAUUCAUGCUUUUCGAGGCAAGAGAGGAUCGUUUUCUCUCGAGAACAUAACCAAAAAUUGUUUCAAUGUGAUUUAAUGUCUAAAACAAUGUAGAAAAAAAAUUUCAUAUUUUUGGCCAAAAUUAUGGGAAAAUCUCCCGUUUAGUGACUAUAUAACACCACCAAACAUUAUUUCAAUGUGUUUUAAAGUAUAAGACAAAGUAUUGAAAAAUUUCAUAUUUUUGAGCAAAAUCAUGGGUUAACCCCGUUCAAAAAUCUUUAAAUUAAUGACUCUUUACCACGCAUGCUUUUCUAGUAUAGAAAGGAUCGGUUUCUCUCGAGAAUAUCACUUAACUUUAUUUCAAUGUGUUUUAAAGUCUAAAACAAAGUAUGAAAAGAUUUCAUAUUUUUGGCCAGAAUCAUGGGUUGGAAUAUCCUCAAUUAAAGGACGAUAUAACAUGCAUGUUUUUUUAAUCUAGAAAGGAUUGUUUUCUCUCGAGAGCCUCACCAAAUAUUAUUUCAAAUGCGUUUGAAAGUUUAAAACGAAAUAUAAAAAAAAAAUUCGCGUUUGGCCAAAAUCAUGGGUAACGCCUUUGGAAAAUCUCCAAUCUACUGACUAGAUACCAUGCAUGCCUUUGGAAAAUCUCCAAUGUGCUGACUAGAUACCAUGCAUGCCUUUCGAGUCAAGAAAGGAUCUUUACUCUCGAGAACAUCACCAAACAUUAUUUAAAUGUAUUUUAAAGUCUAAAUCAAAGAAUUAACAAAUUUCAAAUUUUUGGCCAAAAUCAUUGGUUAAACCCUUUGGAAAAUCUCCAAUUUAGUGACUAUAUAACACGCUUGUUUUUAUAGUCUAGAAAGGAAUGUUUUCUAUCGUCAGAUCACCAGGAAACAUUGUUGGGUAGUAUGUUAAUGUUUCAAACGAAGUAUGCAUAAAUUUUAUAUGUUUUGCUAAAAUCACGGUUUAAUCCCUGUGGAACAACUACAAUUCAGAGACCAUGAACCAUGCAUUUUUUUCGAGUCUAGAAAGGAUUGUUUCUAUCGAGAACAUCACGAAACAUUAUUUUAAUGUGUUCAAAAUUUGAAAACAAAUUUUAAAAACAUUUAAUUUUUUUUGGAAACUUCUUUGGAAAAUCUCCAAUUUAGUGACUAUGUAACGUGCACGUUUUUAUAGUCUAGAAACGAUUGUUUUCUAUCGACAACAUCACCAAAAAUUGUUUCAAAGACUUUUAAAGUCUAAAACGAAGUAGGAAAACAUUUUAUGUUUUUGGCCAAAAUCAUGGGUUGAUCCCUUCGGAAAAUCUCCGGAUUAGUGACUAUAUAAAAUGCAUGUUUUAAAGGAUUAUUUUUUAUCGAGAACAUCAACAAUCACUAUUUCAAUGUGUUUUAAAGUCUAAAACAAAGUAUGAAAAAAAUAUCAAACUUUUGGCUUAACACAUGAUUUAACCUUUUAACUUUUAGUGACUAUAUAACAGGCAUGUUUUUAUAGAAUAGAAAUGAUUAUUUCUUAUCGACAAGAUCCCAAAACGUUGAAAGAUCACUAUUUCAAUGGUUUUCAAGUCUAAAGCGAAGUAUUAAAUAUGUUAUAUUUCAGGCAAAAAUCAAAUGUUUACCCCUUUGGAAAAUCUCCAAUUUACUGGCUACAUAACACGCAUGUUUUUUUAUAGUCUAUAAACGAUUGUUUUCUGUCAAGAAGAAAACCAGACACUAUUUCUUUGCAUUUUAAAGGCUAAAAUGCAGUUUUCAGAUUUUUCAACCAAAAUCAUAAAUUAACUCUUUUGGAAAAUCCCUAAUUUAGUGACUAUAUAACAUGCAUGUCUUUAUAGUCUACAAAGGAUUGUUUCUUAUCGACAAAAUUAUGAAACAUUAUUUCAUUCGAUUUUAUUAUCUAAAACGAAGUAUGAAAAAUUUCAUAUAUUUGGCCAAAUUCAUCGUUCAACCCCUUUGGAAAAUCUCCAUUUUGGUGACUGUAUAACAGGCACGUUUUUAUAGUCUAGAAAGGCUUGUUUUCUAUCGCGAACAUUAAGAAACAUUUUCAUUCACACUUAACACGAAGUAUGAAACAUUUUCAAAUUUCUUUGGAAAAUCCCCAAUUUAUUGACUAUAUAACAUGCCCGUCUUUAUAGUCUAGGAAGGAUUGUUUUCUGUCGAGGAUAUCACCAAACAUUAUUUCUUUGCAUUUUAAAGUCUAAAACGAAGCAUGAAAAAAAUUCACAUUUUUGGCGAAUGUCGUGGGUUAACCCCUUUGGAAAAUCUCCAAUUUAGUGUCUAUAAAACAUUCUUUUUGAAUAUUCUAGAAAGGAUCGUUUCUCAUCGACACCAUCAACAAACAUCAUUUUAUUGCAUUUUAAAGUCUAAAACGAAGAAAAAAGGUUUUUUUGGGGUAAAAAUCAUGGGUUAACUCUUUUGGAAAAUCUCCAAUUUAGUGACUAUAUAACAUGCCUUUUUUAUAGUGUAGAGAGGAGUUUUUUUCUUAUCGACAGCAUCACCAAAUAUUAUUUCAUCGCAUUUUAACGUCAAAAAUGAAACAUAAAAAAUUUAUUAAAUUUUUGGCCAGUCUUGGGUCAACACCUUUUGAAAAUCUCCAGUUUGGUGACUAUAUUACAUACACUUUUUCAUUGACUAGAAAGGCUAUUUUUUCUAUCGAGAAUAUCACCAGUUAUUAUUUAAAUAAAUUUUAAUUCAAUAAAUUUUUGGCUAAAAAUUGGUUAACUACUUUGGAAAAUCUCCUAUUUAGUGGCUAAAUAACAUGCCUGACCGUUCCAUGCAUGUACAAUUUUCGAAGCUUAUCUAAUGCAUGUACAAUUUUCGAAGCUUAUCUAAUAAAUUCCUUACGAUUUUCUGAAGUUUAAAUUUUUUCCAUUUCACUCCCCAAGUUAAGCUAUUUUUCGUAGAGAAUUAAGGAAUCCUAAAAUUUUCGGAACCGAAAAUACGAUAAAAUUCUCACUUUCCUAAAACUUCCAAUUGGAAGCUAACUUUUUCGGGAAAUAAUGUUGAAGCCCUUGUAAUUUCGAAACGACUGAAGUUGUCCUAGGAUGCUAGGAUGCAUUUAGGAGGAAAUCGCCGUCAGGUGCCCCUGACGAAAGAAGGGCUAUCAAUCAUAAUUUAUGUGAAGAUAUCUCGUUGUGCUAUGCUAAGACGAAUCAAGCGCUGUAAACGUGUACUAUAUCUCGUUCUUCACAGGACGAAAAAAACAAGAAUCUGUAAACUAAAAACACUGUAGAAUGGGGGAGGAUUGGUUGUAAAUAUAAAAGCGACUGUUUUUUUAUGUCUUAUCUUAAAUUCCUCUUUGUUUUAAUUUAGUCCUCAAGGCACUACCAAGUUUCAGGAGGGUGAAAAAUCCACUCGUGCAUCAGAAUAGGCAUUUGAAAGACGCAGUAAACUAGCGCGACAUAAUAAAAAAUUAUUUUCGCGCCGCUUAAAUAAUAGUCUGCUAUGACGACACUAAAACGGCUGUGUAGCAGACUAUUUAAGACACUUAAAUAACUGUAGGCCGUAAUACUUCUGAUGACGCUAAAUCGGUCGCCGUAACUUCAUAGGCGAAUGUUUGUUUAGAUGGUUGUACUUGUAAAGCAGACGGCAAUCACAAGAAAGACAACAGGAUGAUUACGGAAUUUGGACAAUAAGACUGAAGCAUACGCGAUGUAAUAUUUCAAGAAGAACAAAUCUGGAUACAUUGUUUAAAUACCGGUUUCGCUUUUUGUGUUAUUGCCGGCCGGAUCAAUUAAGCAACAUUGAAACCGUUUUGGAAUUUUGGUACAUCUAGAAAAGCAGGCUGGUCUUCAUUUGAUCACUACGAUCCUUGCAAUCGCUAAAAAAGAAAUACAAUUUAGCGACCCUGGCACUUGAUGAUUUCUAUUUGAUCGCGAUUGCUGCGAUCGGCAAGAAAGUGACUUAAGUCCGAAAGAUCACUGUUUCUGAGAAAACUGCAAAUGUGUUUUAAAUUAAGGAAAGUUAAGAUAACCCUUGCACAGCUUCGUCAGUAAACAUUUCUGCAAAGAACUUUGAUUUUGCAGUGCUAAUAUAGUUCUACCCAUAAAUCCAGUAGGUCCCACCGUUCACUGUUUAUACUUUUCAAGCGACAACGUUUUUUCAAUCAGAUACUAUCGCUUCGAUCGCUGAGAUAUAACUUUUUCUUUCUCGAUAGUUACCAAAAAAGGGUGCCGUUCAUAAUCACUUACGGUUCCUUUUUGUAGAGGAAAUUUAUUUAGCUUAUAGAUAACACGCCUUGCGUGCUUUUGCGCACACUGAAAGCGUGUUGUGCUUUUUCGCACGGAGCUUUUGUUUGAAAACUUUAACACACUCUUUUGUUCGACUUGCUCACGCUUAAUUGUCUCAAGCGUGUCCUCUGAAACAAAAGAAAUUGCUAAUGACGCAAGAUUGCAAGCCUGCUAAAGCGUGUUAAAAUAAAUUCUUUUGUUUUAAAGUGAAAGCGUGUCGUGCGCGUGCUUUCACCUUUAGCAUUAAAAUCCUGUCGAGGGUCACAUAUACCAUGCAUGGUUUUAUAGUCCAGAAACAUCAUCAAGGAUUAUUUCCUUGGAUUUGUCCUUUCUCCAAAUGUUCUCGACGGUAUCUUUCAGCGGAAGUUUGGUAAUAGUUGAGAAAGUUUGGUGGGAGAAAACUAGAAAUGGCUUACUGGUGACAGAUUGUUUUGCAAAAGAAACAAAAUUGUGUAGAGCGAACAGGGUCUUUGGCUAGAUAGGCUUGUGUCUAUUGAGAAUAUCUCCAAACCUUAUUCUAUGGAAUUUCUUAGCCCAGAAGUAUGAAAAAUUUCAAAUUUUUAACCAAAAUGAUAAGGUUAACUUCUUUGGAACCAAUUUUUGAAUCGACGACUGUAGAAUAAAAAUUUUUAUAACCUGGAAAGGCUUAUUUUCCAUGGAGAACAUCACCAAACAUUAUGCAAAAACAAAGCACGAAUAUAAUAGGCAUAAUAAUAAUAAAAAAAAUAAAUAAAAAAUAAAAAAUAAAAUACAAUAAUCAUGGGUAAAGUGAAUCCAAUUCCUCGACCAGAUAAGAUGGAAAUUUUUAUACUCUUUAAAGGGAUGUUUUCUAGUGGGAACAUCACCAAAGAUUAUUUCUUUGCAUUUUUAGGCCAAAAACAAAGGAUGAAAAAAUUCCAAAUUUGUCUGGCCAAAAUCAUGGGUUAACGGCUCUAGAAAAAAAUUCAAUUUGGUGACAAUAUAAGAGAUACAUUUUUGUCUGUAAGGGUUUGUUUGCUAUCGAGAAAGUCACCAAACAUUAUUUCCUGACAUUAUUUCAUUAUUUUCCUAGUUGAGAAAGCCUUACUGUUAGAACAUCACGUAUUUUCGUGUCUGCUCCCUGUCUUACUCUCCGUUCUCACCCGCACCACAGAUCUUUCUAAUUAUCUCUGGCGUAUUUAACCUGGACAACAAUACGGGCUUUUUGGCAGUCUUUUUGAAGCCUGCUUCAAGUGCCUUGAGGACGCUUAUCAGUGAGUCUCCCUAAUCAUAUCUAUAAAACGCAAUGAUUACGUUAAGGUUCAAUGUCAUCCUUGGCUGCAAAUGUUUCUUCUUCUUAACACCAUUAUUAUACAUGACCAUGCUCAUAGACAAGGAAAAUAUGAUGUUCACCAAGGAUUAUAUUAUGUUGGCAAACAUCGAUUUUAUUUUCCCUACAUUUUUUAUAUUUAGGAGCUCAAGCCUAGAAGUUGACAAUGCAAGUAUCUGUUGUAGUUUUUUUUGGUUAAGUUUUGUUUUCCUUCUUUUCAAAUUUAUUAGCAUACAUAUUAUUAUUACCUUUUUUACUUUUCAUUAUUACUGUUUUUAUUACACACACAUAGCCAAAAAUAAUGGAAAAAUAAAAAUUAACUAAGGGCCUGUUUACAUGGAGGUGGGGGAUCCCAGGUAGGUGAGGUAACCCGCCUGUCCAUACAAUCUCUCAUUUUACUGUGAUCACGUUUACAUAUUACCUCACCUGCCUGGGGUGCCCCACCUUCAUGUAAACAGGCCCUUAGAUAAAAAAAAAAAUUCUUACAACAUAUCCAAACAAACACCGAAACCAUUAUUUUGGCAAAGUGAAGAAAGUGUGAUUAAUUGUUCCCCUUUUGUCAAAGGAUUUGAUCAGGUGGAAACCGUGCAUUAUUUCUCUGCACGAGUACAAUGAAAAGGCAUCAUUCACUGUCAAGCGCGCAAGACAGCUGCUAACACACCGAAUACUACAAGUCAUCGUUAAAGCACUCUUUUCAGUUAUCCCUGGAUAAAUCUUUAGAAGAGGUCAUGGCAAUCUCCCUUCUCUUUGGUUUUCUUAUUUUUUACUUCGCAGCUAUUUCUACUGCCACUGCAGGUAAAUUUUUCUUUCAUUCAUUCUUUCUUUCUUUCAUUCAGUACCAAAAACUUUGUGCUUGUACAACCAUGUACAAGUGGAAAGUGUCCCCUUAGGGACGGUCAUUAUGAAACUUGAGAAAAAUAUCCAGCUUUAAUAUCAAAAACACACACACAAAAUAAGUACUAAUUCAGGUUAGAAUGCUUUUAGAAAGACCGGUCAAAUUGUAAACACAUAAACUAGACUCUUCCUCUGCCGGAGAGUUGAUCUUGGUUGGAAGUGUGACGCUCGAACAAGAUCAGCAAGUUUUUUGAUUUCUGUUAAGUUUCUCAUAGCUUACAAGUAUUCAGUUUUUAGCCUUCUGAUUCCAAAGUUAGGUUAUCUUAGGCCUUUGUGUAUCCAGGAACCCUGUUGGGGAUUAUGCCGCGAGCGAAGCAAUCUUAAGGUCUUUGAGGGAUAAAAAGAGCCAAUUAUGCGACACGUGAACGGGAUUUUUCUAAAAAAGCAAAACAAAUAAAACUGAAAAUACAGGUCAAACCUUUAUUAUUUUCUAUUAUUCAUUGUUGGCAAACUAUGGAUUUUGUUUGCAGCUGUUUAAGUCGCGAAGGGCCCCUGUUUACUGUGCGAUUUCUUACUGGGGUCAGAUGACUAGUGUUAUACUUUACGUUGCUUAUGCAUUAUAUCAUUGCACGUUUUCGGUGAAAACGGUUGUAAAAAUACAAUUGCAAAGUAAAAUCCCAAAAGAAAAGUAUUUUACAGGGCAUUUUUGAGAGAACAAAUGUAUUGUCUUUUCACUGAUGUGGAAAAACGAUAAGAAUCAAAAUCAUAUUUAGCUUCUCUAUUCACAACUCUCGCACAAAGCUUUCAGAAAUUCCUUCUUCGUUAACUAGGCCUUUUUUCAAGAUGGACACACUCUUUGUUAUGUUAUUUCAAUUUUCUUAAUACUUCCUUAAGAAUGACAAAAACAGCAAUGCAAAAAUAAUCAAACAAAUAAUAAUAAUAAUAAUAAUAAUAAUAAUAAUAAUAAAAACAUCGCCAAUAAGUAGUUGUACCUUGCCUAAGAUCUUGACUUUGGAUGUUGGGUGCAUUUUCGUCUUCAUUGUUUCAGUAAAGCUACGUGCAAACGGACGCAACAACUUCCAAAAAUGUUGGGAGUUGCUGGCCAACAAUGUUACGUCCGUUUGCACGGGGCUAAAAGUAUGACCGGUUUCAAACUUUGCGCAACAGCACACAACAACAUGCAACAGAGUCUGCAAACGGACGCAACAUGUAACAUCCAACUGUACGAAUUGACUUUUCUUAAUUUAACAAUGAUGUCAAUAAAAACACAAAGCGGUUACUAGCAAACGAGUUUUAUUUAACUCCCUCUUCUAGGCUAUGCUUGUUACCAACCAUAAACAAGGAAACAAUCGUCCUAAGUGUGCAGGUUGCCGAGCUUAAGCUAGGAAACAAACUUUCUGGUUCAAUAACACACUUAAUUCUUGAUAGAGCUUUGUGUCAUGUUGUUCUAGGGUAAUGAACCUUCUCCAUCCCAAAUGAAAUUGCUCACUCAAGCUUAUGACCACUACUAUAUCCCAACAUAGCAAAAUACUACAGACAGCCUUGUCCUUUCCCGUGUGGUAUUUCUACCCGAGUUGGAAUCUACCCGGUUAGAACUGAUAACUAUAAAUGGUAUAGAAUCAUAAAUUAUUCAUCAAUGAAUGAAUUAAUAAGAGCAAAAUGAAUGAAACUUGAUUUAAUCAGGGUCAAAUAGUCAGGACUUGGAAAGCACUACAUCACUACGCAAAAUCUACAAUGACAAAAACCGCCACCUGGUUAGUUCAUUUGGAUAAGGGCCGGUGUGCUGAGCAGGAGGCCGCUGGUUCAAACACCGGCCUGAACAAUACUCAGGGCCUUUUAAAACUUGAAGAAAAAGUGCUGCCUUUGUAAAAACAUCUACAAACGGUUAGACUUUCUAGUCUUCUUUGGAUAAGGACGAUAAAUCGUAGGUUACGUUUCACAACCUUUACACAUUCUAAUUCUGUGGGACGUUAAAGAACCCACACAGUAUUCGCUAAGAUUGGGGGACUUAGUCCCCAGUGUGAUGUGGAGCAGAAAUUGGCGCCAAGCGCUGUUGCGGUGACCCUGUCAAGAAUUGGCGAACGUAAUUAAGUCAAAUUAAAUUAAAACUGAUAUUGAUUAUUAAAAGCUAUAACUCCUGUCCUCUUAAUCUACAAUUCGGCCAAAAGGGUUUGCAACACCUUCCUUUUCCCUCCUCUUUUUGGUGAGGAAUUUGCGAGUGACCGACAAUUCCAAUUGUAAAUAUGGCUUUGCUUGGGUUUCCCCCUCCACCCCCGAACAAAGCUGAAGUCCAUGCAUUUUGAAACAUUUUUCAAACCUUUUUGACCCGUAACACCCAACACUGUCUAGGAGGGGGAGGCGGAUUGGUAGAAAAAUGCAUAGAUCAUAUGUAAAUGACUAAGCGUCCCAAACGUUUUAACCAGGAUGGUAGUGAGACUUCGAGCCUGCUUUACACUAAGCGUCGUGUUGAUAAAUCAUUAUUGAAGAACUACUUGUAGCACGCCCCAAAGGCCCUAAGCGAGAGUGCCUUCCACCGCAUAAACGGGAAAGAUGAUCCAAACAACGCACCAGAAUUGUCCAUGAUUAGCUUGCGCUUGGAAUUGGUUUGGGGGAAAAAUUUUGACCCAGUUUACAGCACAACCAAUAAAAGAAGCGAUGGAGUCCCAAAACAGUAAUCCAGUAGGACUGAAGUGGAAGAACAAGAGACAUUUUGUUCUUCAGUGAUGUGUCAACUCCAAAAAAGCAAUUUUGGAACAAGGAUAAUUAGGUGCUAAUCCAGUGAACAACUUUUAAGCCACUACCCCUUGUGCAUUGUGAAUAAACGAAAUCUGUAGGUUUAGUUCGUUGAUUCGGGGAAUAUUCUACAGGGAAUCGAUUUAUAUAAUCACUCCAACAGAAGCUUUGCUAAAGACGUAUAAAUAAAUAAAUAAACAAACAAACAAACAAAUAAAUAAAUAAGUGUUUAUUUGCAGCGUCAGGCACUUGUGACUUUGAAGGAGGUCUGUGCGGAUAUGAGCAUGAUCCGAACGCUGAGUUUCAAUGGAGCAACAACACUGGGUCUACCAAUAGCCCGUUCACUGGACCCUCGGGAGAUCAUUCAACAGGAACAGGUCAACUGUAAAUCAACAUGCCCACUUUUUGUAGUGCAUAUAAAAGCUCAAAAUGAAACUGGCUUCAGAAAUACAGGCAAAAUGAUAUGCCAAUCCACACGUUAUGCCUGGAAUUUCAGGGAAACAUGUUUGUUCAUACAUAGGAUUCUAACCAUGUAAUAAAGGUAAUUCAAGACAGUCUUCGAUUCAUUGUCAGUAAAACUUGGAUUCCGGAUUCCCUUAAAUAUAGAACAUAUAUAUAACAAGCGCAGCCUUUUUGCACCAAAGAAGACCUUCCCGAAUGCGUGACGAAUCCAGUAAAUGUCAUGGAGUUUACGUUUUGUGAAUUUUUUUCUCUGCCAUUUAACUCUCGAGUACUUAUGUUAAAUUAAUAAACUACUAAAUUUUAUAAAAUAAACCAUAUUCUUCGGGUUAUUCGUUAAUUUUAAUUAAUUUUAACCUUUUCAAUAUUAACAAAAGUUGGCUUUUUAUCUUUUUUCCAAACAGGAUCGUAUAUGUACAUCGAGACAUCUUACCCGCGCUUAAACCGAGAAGCUGCGCGCUUAAUUAGUCCCGAGAUCUCCAAUGCUGACGGAAACUGUCUAAGUUUCUACUUUCACAUGCAUGGCCACAAUAUCCGGCAGCUUUCAGUAUAUUCACAGACCCAUAGCGGUUCUAGAACUCUUCUUUGGCGCAAGCAAGGGAGGCUGGGAAAUGACUGGCAUUUUGGUUCUGUCUCAUUAAACAUACCCAACGAUUCAACCAUAAAGGUGAUGUAUCUAUACCGAAAAUGAAAAUCGAGCAUUUUUAAGCCGUUGCUCAAGUGGUCUUUUUCACUCGUGCACAGCAUUUUGGGGGAAACACACAAUAAAGAUUCGCAUGGUACGGAGGUCUCAAUGUCUAUCAAGCUGCGAAAAAAGGCGGACGAAAUUUACAAAUAGAUUGCAGGUUAGCCUGUUCCAGACGCUGAGUUAGGGGACGGCGCAGAGAGAAGUGAGGCGAAAAGCAGCGAGGCGGGGGUGGGGGGGGUUUGCUUUUUUAUUAGUUUCGUGCCACACUUGCAUGGAAUUGGCUAAGUCGAGUGAAUAUCAUGAUAUUUAAAUGAACAGGUCAGAACAUGGCGGUGAAAAAAGCAAUGGUACACAGAAGAAGAUCUCUCAAAAUCUACUCAUUAAAAUUUUGUGAUCUUUGGCAGAAUUUCUACUUUUAUCGCAUUUUAAAUAAUGAGAACUUUCAAAUGGAAGUUGAACAGACGAAUUUUGUAACACAUUUAAUAAUUACAGUACAAUUAUAUUAUUGGUUAUCUAAUAACCCGUCUGUUAAAAUUUGGUCAAAUAAGUUUCAAAUGACAGUAAGCUGUGUGCAAGUUUAUAGGAAAAUCUUAUGAGCGAAUUUUACGUAAGCUGAGGAAAAGUGAAAUUUUAAGGUUGCAUUUAAUCGUUUGUAUUGCCAUGGAAACCACGAAAACGUCAAAUUUUACCUGUCAAUCAUAAUCUUUCAUCAGUAAAUUUUUCACCUGCCAAGUUUCAGCUUCUGAGCUGAAACCUUUCUCUUGCCGUGAUUUGGCAAAUGACAUAUACUCACAAACUGCCAAAACAGUGUUCAGCCACCUUAAAGGGGAGUAUUAUCUGUACAAACGCAUGCUCUGAGACUCUGUUUCCACUAAGAUUUCUAUCGUGUGAUUUAUGAUGAGCAUUACCAGGAAAGGGAAUAAGGUCUUUGGGUAAUGGUUUGAACCUAGAGGCCCAUGUCAUAAGUAGGUGAAAAGAGAUCCUCCAAGUAAUAGUAUUACUGAAUAGGACAAUCUGCGCGGUAGUCAUCUUCAGAUUCAAAGAAACUUGAUGACUACCGCAUUGGUCGUGGAAACGUCAGUCACUGUCAACAACGCUCCUAAUCAGCACUUAACUACUUAUUCGAAAGAAGAUAUCCCACCUACUUAUGACACUUGUCAUGGCUGAUUAAAAGGGUAGGACUGAAGCUGCCAGAUCAUCAAUUGAAAGGUUUUGACAUACUUCGAUACCUGAACAUGGUAUUUAUAGCGCAAUUUAUCUCUUUCACAAUAAAGGUUGAGAGUAUCUUCUGUUUAUUUGAAUAUCGAGAGUUCCUUGGCUUUGGUUAAGCCACAAAAAUUUAAUAAUGGGGCAACAAAAAAAUAUAAAAGGAAUAGAAUAAUAAUAAUAAUAAUAAUAAUAAUAAUAAUAAUAAUAAUAAUAAUAAUAAUAACGCAUUCAUUUCUCCCCCACGGACGUCUGCUAAACGUCCGUGGGGGAGAAAUGAAUGCGUGACAAACGAACCCCAAAGGACGUCUGCGGGGAGGCUAACCUAUGACUGGCAACCUUGAAACUUCCACCAAUUAAUGUGUUGUUGAACACACAGGUCGUGUUUGAGGGAUUGGCUGGCACGGGCUAUAUGGGCGAUAUAGCCCUUGAUGACGUGAUGGUGUUCAAGAAUAGCAAUUGUAGCUUAAACCCAAGUUCAGCACAGCCAAGCUCACCACAACCAACACCCAUUCCCACGCCUCCAAGUAAGUUGCAUUGCUGACUAAAGUUCUUUUCAGUCUGCUCGAUAUAACGUAACAGUCACGUGAAGUUUCAAUCGAUACGCACCCUAUCCAUUAACUUCAAUUCUCUACGUUUCCUGCAUAAAGUUCAACGUUUUGAAAAAUUUCUAAUUAAUACCUUACACGAACCGCUACACGCCUUACAAUACAUAACUCAGUCAACCUAGGAGACUUAAACGAAACCCAGCUAAAGUACUAGUCAAACCCCGCUUAAUACGGACACCUGAUUAUUACAGACAGUUUCAUUUGUCCUUGAGGGAAGAAAGCCCGUACAUUUUGCCUACAUUUAACCCGCUUAAUAUGGACACCCCGUUAAUACGGACACUUUCCAUGACCCCUACAGUGUCCGUAUUAAUAAGGUUUGACUGAAAGAAAGAAAGAAGAUUUGAACCUGAUGCUACUCAGCGAAAGAACCUUAAAAGGGCCUUGUUUAAACGUCGCAUUUCGCAUGCGCCGAAUCUAAUGCAAAUGAGCAAGAACAAUAGAUUUUCCUCAACAGCAAUAUGUUUGAACCGGAUCUUAGUUCUGCUCAUGUGAUGACUUGAUUACGUUUCUUUCUAUAUCUAGCUGUUCACUCUUGUGGAUUCAAACCCCAUACUCGAAUUGUGGGCGGCACCGUGGCCAUUCCAAACUCUUGGCCGUGGCAGGCAAUGCUCAUGUACCAGAAGAGCAAAGGGGAAUGGAAGCAGUUUUGCGGAGGAUCCCUGGUAACCCUAGAAUGGGUGUUGACCGCUGCCCACUGCGUAGUUGAUAUCAGAGAAGAAGAUUACGGUACUCAUAUGGUCAGGUAGUAAAAUUUCAAAACGUUUCUCAACAGAGAAUCCUUGAAAAUAAACUCUGACUUUCACGCAUUGUUAAAAUUUUGAUUCGAUCCACUGCCACUUAGUUAUUGCCUUCAGAUGUCAAAGAGACCCCUUGGGAGUAUCUCCAACGCCACUUUCAAAUACAAUAUGAUAAUGGAAUUUAACUUUUCAGAUAGUAACCGGACUCGAAACAAAUGUUGAUUAUAGGAUCUAUUUCUCUUUUUCAAAGG
Messenger RNA from Porites lobata, 35851 nucleotides. NCBI's taxonomy places the organism in Eukaryota, Metazoa, Cnidaria, Anthozoa, Scleractinia, Poritidae. The record is from the annotation of a GenBank genome assembly.